GCCGACACGACGAAGGAGCAGGAGGAGCAGGCGGGGGCCGGGCCAGUGACGAUGGUGCCAGUGUGAUGCCCAGCAGGGCCGCCGAGACCCGCGGGCAGGAGACCCACACCACCUCAACACUCGAGCCUCACUAAGGCCUCCAUACUGGACUUACUGCCAACAUGAAGCGACGUAUCGGGUUCGGUAACGACGGGGAGUUCAUGUCCUAUUUGCUGGACGUUACCGACCGCUCUCAAAGACGUGGCGGCAGCGGAGGCAGUGAGGGAACGACAGACGAGGGUAAAAGCGACGACAACGACGAUGACGACCAGGACCACCUCCACGACCACCACCACCCCGCGCUGAAGACCCACCACCACCAGACCAGAAACGGGAAGGCGCGUGAGGCCAACGGGGAGUGUGAACGGUACACGGAGGUGGCGCCCCGGCGGACCACGAGGCUACAGGAGGCCGCCGACCUGCACGAGGGAGCGCUAGACACUGACAGACACAGCUCCAAGAAUCGCCGCUCUAGCAGACACUCCAAGGCCUCCGAGAAGCCUCCAAAGAACAAUAACCACCUUAAAGAACUGAAAGACGACACCGAGGGUAAAUGGAACCAGGAAAACCGGUUAAAAGUGAAGGAGAGCUCGAGAGACUACGAGACUCACACCAUCCUCGAGCAUAGAAUGAAAAGUGAGAGUAAUCACGCGGAGGAGAGGAGGGAAAAAAAGGCGAAAGUAAAGCUAAAACACAAGGUGGAGGCAAAGCUCGACACCGACCCCGUACAAAACCACGCCCGCCCACCAGAGGCAGACGACAACCCACUAGUACAAGAACUGGAGGUGGGGCAACCACUCCACCUCCACCACCACCAUCACCAACAACAACACCUACAACACUACCAACCACAACAACAACAACAAGUUCAACAACAAGUUCAACAGCAGCAGCAACAACAUCAGCACCAUCAACAAGAACAACAAGAACAACAACAACAUCAUCAACAACAACAACAACA
This is a messenger RNA of Homarus americanus (American lobster), 1000 nucleotides long. Its product is annotated as putative mediator of RNA polymerase II transcription subunit 12. Lineage: Eukaryota; Metazoa; Arthropoda; Malacostraca; Decapoda; Nephropidae. The record is from RefSeq and is a predicted model, not a curated record.